GUCGUCAAGAGGUCGACAGCUCGAGAAUGGAAAUAGGUGAAGUCUGAGCAGACAAAUCAAGCGGCGAGAGGUAGUCUUUUCGAUAGCGAGCCGAUUCGGGGCAGCACUUGAUACUCUCAAGGUUGCAGCGGUGAUACGGAGCUCCUCUGCCAUGCCAUCGUGGUGAGGCGCCGGCCGCGGUUCAACGUCCAAAGUUGCUCGGCGCCUCAAGGCGGACUGGCGUUGAGAUGUUCUCGCGCUCCAAACUGACCAUCGUAGCUAGCCUCUCAACUAUACAACCUCAAGCAAUCAUGACAAGCCAAGCUCACUCACCACCCAGACGUCCAGAGUAUGUAAUCGAACACAUGGAAGAGGACGACCCUGACGCCCCCUCGGUCUUUCCCUCCUGGGCUCUCCUCGAGUAUCGUCACAUGCUCUCCCUCGUCGGCCCCGGUUCAACGGUCCACUUCACCUCCCUCUCCUCCGCUUCGGUCGAGUCGCUUCGCAAGGCGUUGAAAGAGGAUGAGGGAAAGGGAGAGAGGGCCAACUUUGAGCUGCACACUGCCAGCAUCACCACACUGGCCAAGCAACGCGGCAUCGGCAUGGAGCAAAUCUGCCUCCUCGACCCAAGAGCACCCCUCUGCCUACACGCAUCGGACGCGGGCCUUUAUCCACGCCCAUCCUCUGCUUCUUCAUCGUCAGAGGUGGACGGACCUUUCACUCACUUCCUCUUCGGAGGCAUCCUUGGAGACGACCCACCUCGCGAUCGUACUGGUUCACUGCGCGCUCUCGGCUUCCCGAGGCGGCAUUUGGGCGCAGUACAGAUGACCACUGAUACUGCUUUGGGUGUGACGAGGCGCAUCGUGGAGGAUGGUAUGGGCAUGGGGAAUAAGGAGGACGAAGGUGGGGCUGAGAGGGGGAGUGGACCAAAGGGGACCUUGGAGUGGGUGGCUCAGCCUGAGCUCAAGUUUGGCAGAGGGGAGUCGGUCACCAUGCCCUUCCGCUACAUGAGGGAUCCUCACGCCCCUGCCAUAGCUGAACCUCAACCGCUGCUCCCACCUGGGAUGCGCGAGCACAUCAAGGCCGACCUCGACCGGGGUUUCGACUUCUGAGCUCGACGACGCUCGAUGAUGCUGAUAGAGGAUAGGAACAGGUCGAUCUGUGCUGUCAGGAUAUGCUACUAUUGUACAAUGUAUUCGUUGCCUCUGCUCUGCUCUCGUCCUUCGUCUCGCACCUUCACU
Jaminaea rosea is the source of this 1220-nucleotide messenger RNA. RefSeq lists its product as hypothetical. The transcript has 2 exons. Gene Ontology annotation, molecular function: protein-arginine omega-N monomethyltransferase activity. Gene Ontology annotation, biological process: peptidyl-arginine methylation. Lineage: Eukaryota; Fungi; Basidiomycota; Exobasidiomycetes; Microstromatales. Bases 291 to 1091 code for a protein of 266 amino acids. The record is from RefSeq and is a predicted model, not a curated record.